CUCCGACGAGCUCGCGACAGCCAGUUUUUUUAAAUAAUUUACACAAGUGCACGUUUGUUUCAAAAUGCUCCCGGCGCGAUCAAUUGUUUUGUUAUCGCUAUUUUCAAUAGCCAUCGCUUUUCCCGCUGACAAACCAGUACAUGGCUCAAUCACAGCACUUGUAGAUCAGAAUGUGGAAAAGAGUUCAAUUUAUUCGUCCUUUCCCUUAUUCAGUAUUUUCAAACCCAUAAUUGAAAUGUUCCCCAACUUCUCUGAUAUUGGACCUGAAAUAGAAGCUGGCAAGGAUUACACAAAUAUCAUCGUCAAAGUCAAGAAUUAUAAACUUGAAGAUCUGAGCGUGAAAAUUAAAGGCAAGUACAUAUAUCUACAAGGAAACCGGAAAACUGUCGAUGGCGAUCGUGAUUUAGCUAGUGAAUUUUUAUAUACAGCUACUUUGCCAAGCAAUGUUAAUACAAAUGAUGUAUUUGCGAAGUUGUACAGUGACGGUAUUUUAGUUGUUACUACACCCAAUGAGGGCAAGGAAGGAGUCUAUGAAGACAGAGCAGUUCCUAUAGUAGUACUUGAAGAACCAUUUGUGAAACCAGUCGAGAGCGUAAACGUGGUCCCUGCUGCUCCUGAAGAAAAAGUUCCCGAAGUCACCACUGUUCCGCCUACAGAAGCUGACGUCCCUGAGACGACUACACAGGCUGAGACGACUGCACCACCUCAGGAGGAGUCGUCAGAGCAACCUACCACUAGUAUCGUAGAAUCUACCACUAAUGUUCCAGAAGUAGAAGAAAAAGAAACGACAAAAGUUGAAGAGGUUGAAACUACGACCCCCUACAUUGAAGUCGUCACCCUCAACACUACCCCUUACGAACCGAACGAAAUCAGUGAUUUGGAACCGAUUAAUGUAACGUAUUAAUUUUAUGUUAGAGUAAUAAAUAAAUAAUUUUA
This is a messenger RNA of Zerene cesonia (dogface butterfly), 936 nucleotides long. Its product is annotated as integumentary mucin A.1-like. Bases 65 to 904 code for a protein of 279 amino acids. NCBI's taxonomy places the organism in Eukaryota, Metazoa, Arthropoda, Insecta, Lepidoptera, Pieridae. The record is from RefSeq and is a predicted model, not a curated record. The transcript has a single exon.